ACCACCGAGCUUGUUAGAUCAAGGAGUUGGAUGAGUCCUGCCGCCAAUGGAGCGCGGCAAAAGUAGCUUGCAAGGAGUUGGAGUUCCUAGCUUGCAAGGAGUUGGAGUUCCUAGCGGAGUUGUAGAUCAAGGAGUGAGUCAAGGAGCAGCUGCUGGUACUGCACUCCCUCCACUUCGAAAAAGGAAACUUAAUGCUAGUGGUAGUAGAAAAACUUCUACGGUUUGGGAAGAGUUUAACAUUUUACCGGAUGAGCCUGAACCUAUAGCCGCGUGUAAACACUGUCAUAAAAGGUACCGAUGUGACCCUAAAACACAUGGUACUUCUAACAUGCUAGCUCACUCGAAAGUGUGUUACAAAAACCCUGCCCUUUUGUUGAAAGACCCCAAUCAGACAAACCUUGUAAGCGGCGAGGGUGGGUUUUUAGUUCCAACUAGUCAAAGGUUUAAUGUUGCAGCCUGUAGGAAGGCCAUUAAUACCUUUGUUAUCCUUGAUGAACAUUCCUUUAGAGUGGUUGAGGGUGUUGGUUUUAAGCAAAUGUGUAAACAAUUGCAACCCCAAAUGGCUAUCCCUACUAGGAGGACCGUUGCUAGGGAUUGUUUUCAGCUUUACCUAGCUGAAAAGUCACGUCUUAAAGCCUUUUUUAAAUCUGAUUGUACUAGGGUUGCACUAACCACAGACUGUUGGACUUCGAUACAAAACCUUAGUUAUAUGGCCACCACUGCACACUUCAUUGACACUGCUUGGAAGUACCAAAAAAAAUUAUUAGUUUCUCUUUAGUUCCAAAUCACAAAGGUGAUACCAUUGGCAUGAAAGUCGAGGACGUUUUGAGGGAAUGGGGGCUUAGGAAAGUGUCUACAAUUACCCUGGAUAACGCAACAGCAAAUGAUGUGGCUGUGAGUUAUUUGGAUAGAAGACUUAAGAGCAAGAAUGCUUUACUGGGUGUAGGUGAUUAUUUGCAUAUGAGGUGUGCUGCCCAUGUCUUGAACUUGGUAGUGAGAGAUGGUGAAAAAGAA
This is a messenger RNA of Lathyrus oleraceus (garden pea), 1014 nucleotides long. Its product is annotated as zinc finger BED domain-containing protein DAYSLEEPER-like. The transcript has 2 exons. Lineage: Eukaryota; Viridiplantae; Streptophyta; Magnoliopsida; Fabales; Fabaceae. Bases 47 to 778 code for a protein of 243 amino acids. Gene Ontology annotation, molecular function: DNA binding. The record is from RefSeq and is a predicted model, not a curated record.